Striga asiatica is the source of this 588-nucleotide messenger RNA. The record is from the annotation of a GenBank genome assembly. NCBI's taxonomy places the organism in Eukaryota, Viridiplantae, Streptophyta, Magnoliopsida, Lamiales, Orobanchaceae.
CUGUUCGCCGGCGGCGGCGGUUUCUCCUCCAACCCCAACGUCCGGCGCAGCAUCCGCCUCGAGUGCCAGAACUCAACAGGCCCAGGGGCCGCUAACGGGACAGGCUACGGAAAACUGUGCGAGUUCGUGGACUGCUCCAAUGGGGCCUGCGAGCAUGACCCGAUCCGGUUCAUGAAGCCCAUGCUCCAGUCAAGCUUCUGCCUGCAGCCGCCGGGAGACACACCCACCAGGCGCUCGACGUUCGACGGCCUGCUCGCCGGCUGCAUACCCGUCUUCUUCGAGGAGCUGUCUGCCCGGCGGCAGUACGGGUGGCAUCUCCCGGAGGACGAGUACGAAGAUUUCUCGGUUUUCAUACCCAAGGAAGAUGUGGUUUUCAGAGGGGUGAGGAUCUUGGAUGUGUUGAUGAGGAUAGGGAGAGGGGAGGUUCGGAGGAAAAGGGAGAAGGUGAUGGAGAUGAUGGGUCGGGUGAUGUAUAGAAAGCACGGGAGCUCGUUCGGGUUGAGGAGUAAGAAGGAUGCGUUUGAUAUUGCGGUCGACGGGGUUCUGCAGAGGAUUAAAUCGAGAACACGACAGCUUCGGCUGCCUUAG